AUGGAUAAUGAGAUGAGGAAGCUGUACUCUUGUUUCAUCUGUACCAAUUUGCUUGAUGAAGCAACUGCCCUAAGGAAAUGUCGCCACAUAUUGUGCGGGAAAUGCAUUCAUGACUGGCGCUGUUGUCCAAUCUGCUAUGCUGGUCCGGACCUUCUCAUGAGCCUAAGCCAUGAAGAGCCUCUGUUACUAUCAAGGGAAAGGGAGAACAUACCUUCAGCAGAUGAUGAAAAUGUGAAGGCAGAUUCAGAUGUAGAUUGGUACACUGAGGAAUCUGAGACUUCUGAUGAUGAUGAUGAUGAUACAGACUCUGAUAUGGAGGUGGAUGAGCAGGUGGGGUUAGAGGAGUCUGUUCCUGUUGAAACUAGGGAAGAGGAACAUGUUAUGGACAAUGCAAAUCCACCCUUGGGAGUUCAGAAAAUUGAGGAUGCACUAUUGGAUUAUCAUAGGAUUGUGGACAAGGAUGAGGAAGAGAGGGUUAAUUUGGAAAAUGCUGAAAGGCUAUUGGCUUUAAGUGUUGAAAAAGGUAGAAGAAAAAGGCCAAUGGAAGAUGCUUUCCCAUUGCUCAGUUGCUUACCUCCCAGUAAGCGCCUAGCCCCAGAAGCAAAAGAACAGGUUGGCGACGAACACAUCCCGGGGAACCCAGGAUAUGGAGAAGGGAGGACCGGGUGGUUCAAAACCACCAAACCCAGCGGUUAA
This is a messenger RNA of Capsella rubella, 696 nucleotides long. RefSeq names its product E3 ubiquitin-protein ligase RNF135-like. The coding region runs from base 1 to 696 and encodes 231 amino acids. The record is from RefSeq and is a predicted model, not a curated record. Lineage: Eukaryota; Viridiplantae; Streptophyta; Magnoliopsida; Brassicales; Brassicaceae. The transcript has 3 exons.